UUGUUUAUUUAUUUUUUUGCCCUUUCCGGUGCCUUUAAAUGAAGAAAGAGGAAACAGAGCGGGAACGCGUUCACCUCCACUCUUCCUCUUCUUAAAGUGCCCUCUCUCUCCAUUCUCUCUCGCCCUUCUCCUCUCUUCUCUCUGUUCUUGAGAUCUGUGUUUCUGAUUUCGAACCGUACUUUGGUUAAGCUUCGUGCAGGAACCAGAGGUUUGGUAAUUGAAGUAAUGGCUCCACCUAUUGAGACUCCAAACAAAGCUCUUAACUCUCAUCAACACUCACACCCACCUCUUAAUGAAAGGAUUCUUUCAUCCAUGACCCGGAGGGCUGUUGCUGCACACCCCUGGCAUGAUCUUGAGAUAGGACCUGGAGCUCCAACAAUUUUCAACUGUGUGGUUGAAAUAGGGAAAGGGAGCAAGGUGAAAUAUGAACUUGACAAGAAAACUGGACUGAUCAAGGUUGACCGUGUGCUGUACUCUUCAGUCGUGUACCCCCACAACUAUGGCUUUAUCCCACGUACUCUCUGUGAGGACAAUGACCCCAUGGAUGUCUUGGUUAUCAUGCAGGAACCAGUUCUUCCAGGAUGCUUUCUCCGGGCUAAAGCUAUUGGUCUCAUGCCUAUGAUUGAUCAGGGAGAGAAAGAUGACAAGAUAAUUGCAGUUUGUGCUGAUGAUCCUGAGUACCGACACUACACUGAUAUCAAUGAGCUCCCUCCGCACCGUUUGGCUGAGAUCCGCCGUUUCUUUGAAGAUUACAAGAAAAAUGAAAACAAGGAAGUUGCAGUUAACGACUUUCUGCCAUCUUCUAGUGCUUAUGAGGCAAUCCAGCAUUCCAUGAAUCUCUAUGCGGACUACAUAGUGGAGAGCCUGAGGCGGUAGUCUGUUCAUUCUACACAUGAUAGAUCUGAAAGAGUGCCAACCUUUUAUAUGGGAAGCUGUUGUUUUAUAACUAUCGUUCAUCCUUAUAAGAAACCUCUAUACCUUUGCUGCAUAUGCUCACAUUGGCUUGUGGAGUGUGUGCUUAGACCUACUUUUGUAAUGAAUGGUUCUGAUAUUGCAUAUGGCACCUUUUGGAUGAUUUUCACUGUAACACAUUUGGGAAGGGAAGAAAAUUCUGUUGUUAGUUUAAGUUGCUAGAGUGUGUUGAUAUUUGUGAUGAUUUUUUGAUUUGUUGUGUCUUGUUAUCACCAUACCUGUAAGAUUCCUUUGCAAGGAGUGAAUUGGAUUAUCAUUCUCAACCUA
Messenger RNA from Vitis riparia (riverbank grape), 1239 nucleotides. RefSeq names its product soluble inorganic pyrophosphatase 4. Gene Ontology annotation, biological process: phosphate-containing compound metabolic process. Gene Ontology annotation, molecular function: inorganic diphosphate phosphatase activity; magnesium ion binding. The transcript is spliced from 9 exons. The record is from RefSeq and is a predicted model, not a curated record. Lineage: Eukaryota; Viridiplantae; Streptophyta; Magnoliopsida; Vitales; Vitaceae. Bases 226 to 876 code for a protein of 216 amino acids. Gene Ontology annotation, cellular component: cytoplasm.